This is a messenger RNA of Emys orbicularis (European pond turtle), 1170 nucleotides long. It is a transcript of the gene NDRG4, whose product is annotated as NDRG family member 4. Gene Ontology annotation, cellular component: cytoplasm. The transcript is spliced from 16 exons. The record is from RefSeq and is a predicted model, not a curated record. NCBI's taxonomy places the organism in Eukaryota, Metazoa, Chordata, Testudines, Emydidae. The coding region runs from base 19 to 1170 and encodes 383 amino acids. Gene Ontology annotation, biological process: positive regulation of ERK1 and ERK2 cascade; signal transduction.
CUGCUGCAGGAAGUGACCAUGGCAGGGCUGCACGAGCUGCGAUUCACCGAGGAGAAGCCACUGCUGCGAGGCCAGGAUACCGAGCUUGAGCAUUCAGAUACGUUCCAUUCCGCGGUGGACACGGACUGGAAGGAGCAUGAUAUCGAGACCCCAUACGGGCUGCUGCAUGUGGUCAUUCGGGGGUCCCCAAAGGGAAAUCGCCCGGCCAUCCUGACCUACCAUGAUGUUGGACUCAACCACAAGCUGUGCUUCAACACAUUCUUCAACUUCGAGGACAUGCAGGAGAUCACCAAGCACUUUGUGGUGUGUCACGUGGAUGCACCAGGGCAGCAGGCCGGAGCGUCGCAGUUCCCACAGGGGUACCAGUUUCCAUCCAUGGACCAGUUGGCUGCCAUGCUCCCUAGUGUGGUCCAGCAUUUCGGGUUCAAGUACGUGAUCGGAAUCGGCGUGGGAGCAGGAGCCUAUGUCCUGGCCAAGUUUGCUCUGAUCUUCCCGGAUCUGGUGGAAGGGCUCGUCCUGAUGAACAUCGACCCCAACGGCAAAGGCUGGAUUGACUGGGCAGCCACCAAGCUUUCUGGCCUGACCAGCUCUUUGCCUGACACCGUGUUAUCUCACCUGUUCAGCCAGGAAGAGCUGGUGAGCAACACGGAGCUGGUGCAGAGCUAUCGGCAGCAGAUCGGGAGUGUGGUGAACCAAUACAACUUGCAGCUGUUCUGGAACAUGUACAACAGCCGCAGAGACCUGGACAUUAACCGGCCCGGGACUGUCCCCAAUGCGAAAACACUUCGCUGCCCCGUCAUGCUGGUGGUGGGGGACAACGCGCCUGCCGAAGAUGGGGUGGUGGAGUGUAACUCCAAGCUGGAUCCAAUCAACACCACAUUCUUGAAGAUGUCCGACUCUGGGGGGCUCCCACAAGUCACACAGCCCGGAAAACUGACCGAAGCCUUUAAGUACUUCCUGCAAGGGAUGGGUUACAUUGCGUACUUGAAGGAUCGGAGGCUGAGUGGAGGAGCAGUGCCCUCGGCCAGCAUGACCCGGCUGGCCCGCUCCCGCACUGCCUCCCUCACCAGCGCCAGCUCGGUGGAUGGCAACCACCCCCGGGCCUGCACCCACUCGGAAAGCAGCGAGGCCAUGGGGCAGAUCAAUCACACCAUGGAGGUAUCGUGCUGA